AUGGUCCACCAGUUAAGUAGUUACCGUGCUCGCGAAAUUGAUGCUCAAUUCCAGAACCUGGAUAACCGAUUGGACCAGGUUUCUGAGGAUCUUGAACGUGCGGAAGGUAAUGCAACCGCCCUUCAAGAUGUACAGCGAGCUAUCCAGAAGGAUCGCAGAGACCUGCAGGAUCUACGACAGAUAGUGGUUGCCGUCGAGUAUAACCUGCAACGCCAAAAGCACCUUGCGGGUCCGGGGGACCGAGUCAAAGGCCUCCUCAGAAAUAUGGAGAAAAUGCUUGCUGCUGUUAUGCAGGGCACAAAGGGAAGUCAGGUCCAGACUAGCAAGGCACCAAUUUCCGAGGGUGGGCUCGAGUACAAUAACAAUAGAUUUGGAAACAUGGUCAACUUCACCAUCGUCAAUGGCCAAAUUUACACGCCAGGCCUGGCAAUUGUCGAUGCGCCACAGCCUAACACGCCCCUCGGAGGAGACAACCUGCAAGUCGCAAUCGACGUGUCCGGGAAUGGUCAACUACCAUGGCCAGCAUCAACUAAACCCGACUCAUCCACCCGCUUCCACGACAUCACACUCUUUUUAACCUCUGAGUCGCACAACUUCACCAUCUCCAACGGCACAAAGCCUGCAUCUAACACAAGCUACGUCGGUCCCGUCUUGGACCUAGAGCCCUCAUCAACCGUCAAACAUGUGAACUGGAUUUGGCCCGAAUGCCUCGUGGGAGACGGCUCUGGCUCAAAGGACUCGGCACGCGGAGCAUACAACAUCUCCAUGCACCAAUCUUUCCGCUGGAAUGGGACCGACUAUUAUACUGUCUUUGACCUGCCGAUCUCUGUCACCAACAGUAUAUCCAAGAGUGAUGACCGGAUCGACUGCGAUCUGCUGGAAAACAAGCUUCUUAGCGCGGCGGAGAUCGACAAGAGCUCGGAUUCGCUGCCUGGGCAGCCGUGGGUUGAGGAUGGAGUUAGUACAACGGUAUCGAGUUCCAAUGCUACUCAGACCGGGGCGGCUUCCUCACUUCCCAUGACGAUUUUUUCGGCCUCCCGACGAGUUCUCCGGAACCGCAUCGCCCGAGCUCUGAUCAUAAUCUUCGCAAUAUGGAACCUAGUCGAAAUACAUGUAAUUCAGCGCCGAAUUUACGAAAUCGAUCAUGUUCUCCGACACCGGCCGCAAAAUCAAGAACGAAUAUAUAUUGCAAGCAUCAAUUGGAACAAUGAGCUCAUUCUACGCAGUCACUGGAGCAAGGCACUCACACAGCUGGUCUUGAAGCUUGGUCGAGAAAAUGUGUUCAUCAGCAUAUACGAAAGUGGGAGCUAUGAUAACACGAAAGGCGCGUUGAGGGAACUGGAUUGGGAACUUGAGCGGAUGCGGGUGCCACGGAAUAUCACUUUAUCACCUGUGACACAUGAAGAUGAACUAGCUGCACCCGCGCGGGGAGAGGGAUGGAUUCGCACCCCCGAUGGAAAGAAACAACUCAGACGGGUACCGUAUCUAGCGCGGAUACGGAACUUGAGCUUGCUGCCUCUGCAGGAUCUUGCAAGGCAGGGUAUCACUUUUGAUAAAAUCCUGUUUCUGAAUGAUGUUGUUUUCACGCCGAAUGACGUCCUCGGACUUCUGAAUACUAAUGACGGCGAAUACGCUGCUGCUUGCUCGUUGGAUUUCUCUAAGCCUCCGAAUCACUAUGACACAUUUGCUCUCCGGGAUAGCAAGGGCCAUGAGCCCAUCAUGCAGACAUGGCCCUAUUUCAGCUCUGCGGCAUCGCGAGAUGCAAUAAAAAAUAUGUCUCCUGUUCCUGUGGCGAGUUGUUGGAAUGGCAUGGUGGCAAUGCCCGCCAGUCCAUUCAUCGCCAGCGAACCACUUCGCUUCCGAGGUAUCCCCGAUUCAUUAGCGAAGUAUCAUCUUGAAGGUUCUGAGUGUUGUCUCAUCCACAUAGACAACCCACUAUCAAUAGAGAAAGGUGUUUAUUUGAACCCUUUGGUGAGGGUCGGGUAUAGCGGCGCUGCAUAUGCAGCUAUUCAUCCGAUGAUGAAUUGGCUCUCUGCUAAGCGGGUUCUACAAGGGUUGUGGGUCAAUCAACUACGCCGCUUGGGUAUCACUUCAUGGUUGAAAGAAGUAAUAGUUCGAAGGCGGCUAGACAGCUGGAGAGCUUUGAAUAUUGGGAAUGAAGAGCGUGGGGAACUUUGCAUUAUCAAUGAGAUGCAAGUUCUGCAUCGAUAUGGAUGGGCCCAUGUUUAA
Messenger RNA from Penicillium expansum, 2229 nucleotides. Its product is annotated as glycosyltransferase family 69 protein. The transcript is spliced from 6 exons. Lineage: Eukaryota; Fungi; Ascomycota; Eurotiomycetes; Eurotiales; Aspergillaceae. The record is from RefSeq and is a predicted model, not a curated record. Bases 1 to 2229 code for a protein of 742 amino acids.